This is a messenger RNA of Apis florea (little honeybee), 1912 nucleotides long. Its product is annotated as KIF-binding protein. NCBI's taxonomy places the organism in Eukaryota, Metazoa, Arthropoda, Insecta, Hymenoptera, Apidae. The record is from RefSeq and is a predicted model, not a curated record. Gene Ontology annotation, molecular function: protein binding. Gene Ontology annotation, biological process: microtubule cytoskeleton organization; neuron projection maintenance; central nervous system projection neuron axonogenesis.
CUAUACAUAUACAUAUACAUAUAUUUAUAUAUAAAUAUAUAUACAUAAUAAAAUAUAUAUAUAUAUAACAAAAAGACAAAUCGAGAUGGAAUCCAACUCUGUACAGAAUAUAAUUACAAAAGUGCGAGAAAAAUUUAAAGAUGUUCGAAAAUUGUUGGAUGAUGUUGACAAAACUACAAUGGAAAGUAAACCUUAUAAAAUAAAAUAUCAAGCAAUUGAAAUGUUCAAAUCAAUGGAAGCAGAUCUGAUUAGCAUUUCAGAAAAUAUGUCACAGGAGGAACAAAAAGAAAAAGUCAUAAUGCUUGCUAUGAUUCACUUAAAUCGUGGUUUGUUACAUGCUGACACGGAAGAAUUAAAAGCAAGUGAAGAACAAUUUAUGGAAUGUAUAAAAUUAUUAAGAAAUAAAGAGUUAGAACCAGAAGCUAUUAUAUCAGUAUUAAGUGCUUUAAAUCAAUUGGGUAUUAUAUGGUCUCAAUGGAAUCAACCUAUGAAGGCAAAAAAUUUUUUAGAUCAAGCAGAGAAAAUUUAUAACAACUUUAUAAAUAUUAAUAAUCCAUGUAGAGAUCCUAUUAAUAUAGCUCAGAAUUUUGGUAUUGAACAAAUUAAAGAUGAACUAAGUCCUAAAGAGGUAUUAGAAAAAGUUAAUACUUUAACAUUAUAUUAUCUAGCUCAAGUAUAUAGUUCUUUGAAAGAUCAUUGUCAAUCUGCAAUAUAUUGUCAUAUGACUUUGCGGAAGCAAUUAGGUCAUAAUGAAAUUGUGCAAGAUUUAGAUUAUAUUGAUUGGGCAUUAAAUGCAGCAACAUUAUCUCAAUAUUUCAUGGAAAAUAAUAGUUUCUUUCAAGCAAGACAUCAUUUAGCAGCAGCAUCUUAUAUAUUACAAAAGUAUAAAAAUAUAUUAGAACAAAAAUCCAAAAAUAAUGAGGAAAAUGAAAUACUUGCAGCUGAAUGGGAAAAUUUUAAACAUAGAAGUGCAGAUGUUGCUAGAUGUUGGGCUAAAUAUGGAAUUUUGCUUAUGCUUUCAUCAAAAGAAAGACUUAUGCAGAAAAAUGAAACAGGACAGGAUAACAAACAAUUAAAUAAAAAUUCAAAAUCAAAAAUAAUUAAUGAUUUAAGGUUCAGUAUUUUAGAGAAAGAGAUAGAACCAAUUAUCAAUCAAAUCACUGAUAAAUAUUUAUUAGAUUUUGAUGAUGCUAGAUCAGUUUUUUUAAAUACUCAAAAAUGGUUAGAACAAGCUAAAACUUAUUAUACUUUAGAAAAUCAUGCAUCUGAUUAUAUAUUAAUUAUACAAGAUAAUUCUCGAGCUUAUAAAUAUUUGUCAUUCUUUGAAGAACAUGAAGAUAGACAAGCAAAAAUGCAUAAAAGAAGAAUAGAUAUUUUAGAAAAUGUUAUCACGGAAUUAAAUCCUCAAUAUUAUGAAUCUGCUUGUAGACAAAUUUGGAUUGAAUUAGGAACAUAUUCCGAUAUUCUUGAUAUAAAACUUGAUCGUUUACGAUCGUCCGAUGAAAAACCUUCACCGCAAACAUUAACAAAAAUUAAUUAUUUAGCAAAAAAUUCUAUAAAAAAUUUUCAAGCAUUUCUUGAUUCCUUACAUGUUCGUAAUUCUAAUUCUGAAAUGCAAGAAUUUCCUGAUGAAGUAAUGCAACCAGCUUUAUUUUCUUACUUUCAUCUUGGUAGAUUGUACAAUAAGAUGAUAACUCCUGAUAAAACAAUUCAAAUAAAAAAUAUGCAAAAUAGUAUUAAUGCAUAUAAAUUUGUAAUUGAUUAUUGUGAAAAAUAUCCCAAAGCAGCUGAGGUAAUGAAAGUUGAAUUAAAUUUGUGUAAAGAAUUAGUAAAUUUAUCAAUAAUUAAGUCAAAUCAUUAUCAAUCAAAAUAAAUAAAUAUGAUAUAAAAAGGAAUAAUUACUAAAUAAAAU